Hippopotamus amphibius kiboko is the source of this 951-nucleotide messenger RNA. RefSeq names its product olfactory receptor 5M8-like. Gene Ontology annotation, cellular component: membrane. The transcript has a single exon. Gene Ontology annotation, biological process: sensory perception of smell; G protein-coupled receptor signaling pathway. NCBI's taxonomy places the organism in Eukaryota, Metazoa, Chordata, Mammalia, Artiodactyla, Hippopotamidae. Gene Ontology annotation, molecular function: G protein-coupled receptor activity; odorant binding; olfactory receptor activity. The record is from RefSeq and is a predicted model, not a curated record.
AUGGAGGAAAUUGUGAGAAGGAACUUCACCUCAAUGACCGAGUUCAUUCUCCUUGGACUCACCAGUAGCUGAGAAGUGCAGAUUCUCUUCUUUGUGCUGUUUCUGGCCAUUUAUGUGGCCAAGGUGGCCGGGAACCUUGGCAUGAUUGUCCUUAUCCAGGUCAGUGCCCGCCUCCACACGCCCAUGUACUUUUUCCUGAGCCACUUAUCCUUUGUGGAUCUGUGCUUCUCUUCCAACGUGACUCCAAAGAUGCUGGAGGUUUUCUUAUCAGAGAAGAAAACCAAUUCCUAUCCUGCUUGUCUGGUGCAGUGUUACUUUUUUAUUGCCUUGGUCCAUGUGGAGAUCUACAUCCUGGCUGUGAUGGCCUUUGAUCGGUACAUGGCCAUCUGCAACCCUCUGCUUUAUGGCAGCAGAAUGUCCAAGAGCAUGUGCACAUCCCUCAUCACAGGGCCUUAUGUGUACGGAGCCCUCACUGGCCUGAUGGAGACCAUGUGGACCUACAACCUGACCUUCUGUGGCCCCAAUGCAAUUAAUCACUUCUACUGUGCUGACCCACCACUGAUUAAGGUGGCUUGUUCUGACACCUACAGCAAAGAGUUGUUGAUGUUUAUUGUGGCUGGAUGUAACCUUUCUUUUUCUCUCCUCAUCAUUCUGAUUUCUUACCUUUAUAUUUUUCCUGCUAUCCGGAGCAUCCGUUCCACAGAAGGCAGGCGCAAAGCUUUCUCUACCUGUGGCUCUCAUCUGACAGCUGUCAUCAUAUUCUAUGCAGCUCUUUUUUUCAUGUAUCUCAGACCCCCUUCAGAGGAGUCUGUGGAGCAGGGGAAGAUGGUUGCUGUGUUUUACACCACAGUGAUCCCCAUGUUGAAUCCCAUUAUCUACAGUCUAAGGAACACGGAUGUGAAAGAAGCUUUGAUCAAAGAACUGUUCAGCAGGAAAUUGCUUUCUAAAUAA